Messenger RNA from Chelmon rostratus (copperband butterflyfish), 1928 nucleotides. RefSeq names its product ADP-ribosylhydrolase like 1 (gene adprhl1). The transcript is spliced from 7 exons. The record is from RefSeq and is a predicted model, not a curated record. Gene Ontology annotation, biological process: protein de-ADP-ribosylation. NCBI's taxonomy places the organism in Eukaryota, Metazoa, Chordata, Actinopteri, Chaetodontiformes, Chaetodontidae. Gene Ontology annotation, molecular function: ADP-ribosylarginine-[protein] hydrolase activity; magnesium ion binding. Bases 298 to 1374 code for a protein of 358 amino acids.
GAAGGUGGUCGAGCUAUUAUGUAGCAGAGUCAGAGGUCUGUGGAAGCUCCACUUCAAGCGAAAAUCUUACAAGAAAUCUUCAGGAUGUUUUGAGGCAAAAGAGUUUGUUCUGUUUCCAUUGUUCUGGGACUGUGAGUCUAUCGAGGUAAAGAAGACCUUCAACUGAAAGGAGAUCAGAUUUUGGCAUUUAUUUGUGCCGAGGGGCAUCCAAAUCCAAGGAGAGGUGUGACGGCUUCAGUCAAGAGAUCUUUUUUCUGCAAUUAGCUGGGCGAGCCAACGUGAGCAGAGCCCAGUAUCAUGGAGAAAUUCAAGGCAGCCAUGGUUCUGGGUGCUGCGGGUGAUGCCUUGGGCUACAGAAAGGGCCGUUGGGAAGGCUGCACCUCAGGCAAGAAGAUCCAAGAGGAACUGGCCUCUCUUGGGGGACUGGGGGACCUGAAACUGGACCCCGAUAACUGGCCCCUGAGUGAUGCAACGCUGAUGCACAUGACCACAGCAGAAGCACUUGUAACAGAUUACUGGUGUCUGGAGGACCUGUACCGUGAGCUGGUGCGUCUCUAUGUGGAAGCCAUGGUAUCUCUCCAGGGCAGAGCCCCCGAUCCUGCCACAGUGGAGGGCUGUGUUCACCUUAAACCUCACAACUUCCUGCUCGCCUGGCAUACACCCUUCAAUGAAAAAGGGUCUGGGUUCGGGGCAGCUGCUAAGGCCAUGUGCGUGGGUAUGAGAUACUGGCAACCUGAUAGACUAGACAGCCUGGUGGAGGUCAGCAUUGAGAUUGGCAGGAUGACCCACAACCAUCCCACAGGCUUCCUGGGCUCCCUGACAACGGCACUGUUUGCAUCCUAUGCGAUCCAGGGGAAACCUCUUGUGGCUUGGGGCCGCGAGCUCAUGAAGGUCAUCCCUCGGGCUGAGGAGUACUGCAGGAAGACCAUACGACACAUGGCAGAGUAUCAGGAAAACUGGUUCUACUUUGAAGCCAAGUGGCAGUUUUAUCUUGAAGAACGAGAGAUAGAGAAGGAAGGACAGAACAAACCUUCAUUCCCUGAUCGCUAUGACGCUGAGGAGACAGACAAGAUGUAUAAGCGCUGGAGCUCAGAGGGCCGUGCAGGUCGGAGAGGUCACGAUUCCCCCAUGAUAGCCUACGAUGCUCUUCUUGCAGCAGGGAGUGACUGGGCUGAACUGUGUAAACGAGCCAUGUUCCACGGAGGUGAGAGUGAAGCCACAGGCCUGAUCGCAGGUUCUCUGUACGGCCUCAUGCAUGGCCUGAGCCAGGUUCCCUCGGGCCUGUACCAGGAUUUGGACAAAAGAGAACGCCUGGAGGAGCUGGGAGAAGCGCUUUACAAAGCAGCAUCUGCAGAGAAGUGCAUAGACAAGUAAUGCUGCUCUUCACUGGCCUGAACCCUACUGGCUAUCAGAGGAACUGCACACGGCUGUAAAACUGCUUCCCUUAAUCCCAUACUAGCUGCUAGUCCUCCCUGGUAGUAUCUCAAUACUCUUGAGUGGCAUCCUGUCUUCUCCUGACCUCUCGUUGAUUGUGCUAUACACACAUCUGUCACAAAUUGAAAAAGUAAGAGUGCCUGUCACAGUAGGACGGAGAUGGAGGAAAAACAAAAUGGAGACCUUUCAGGGGAUUGUGUUCCAGCCUCUGUCUCACAUUAAUGCUUUCCUAGAAAUACAUCUGAAUUUAGUUUGCAUAAAUGUUGUGUUCUAUUCAUGGCAGGCAGGAGUUGUCUGUCUCUACACCCCUGAUUCCAAAACAGCUGGGACGUUGUGUAAAAUGUAAAAAAUCAGAAUGCAGUCAUUUGCAAACAGACUCUGUUUACUGACAAUGAUUUAAGAUGUUCCUGAGCUCAUGUAGUAACAUCCUUCAUGCAAUCAUGUGUUCACAAAGUGGUGAACCUCGCUCCAUCCUUACUUGUGAACGACUGAGC